CCUUGUUGAUUCGCCUGUCCUCUACUUUUAGAAGCAUAUUUAUUUAUUUAUUUUUCAUUUGGAUAUCUCAUUUCCUUGAAUUUUGUUCAUCAAUGGCGAAUUCCCAGCUGCAGAAAUACGGGACAUUAUCAAGGGAGCAAUUGUCAUAUCUAUUUGAUCGAUUCUCUCUUCUUAUUGCCCAGCCAGAUUUUAAGAAGAGGAUUCUAGACGCUGUGAAUGACAAGCAGGAACCGGUUGCUGUUACCACGGCAGUUCAGGAAGAGAUAUUUUUGGAGAUGGGUGUUGAUCCAAGUUUCGGUCUUGCAUGCCUGGGGAAAGUAAAUAUGACUUACGAGAAUGAUCAAGAUUUGAUGAUUCGUUAUUAUAGAUUUGUUGCCAAUGAGGAGUUAGCCUGUGAUGAAGCUGAGCUUGGACCUGAGGGAUUUGCUGAAAAGCUUUAUAGUCAACAAAAACUUCAUGAGCAGCAACUGGGGAUGCUAAAUUACAUGCGCAAAUUUCACUUCGAUGACCAAUCUGCAAUUCUUGAGAAGUUACACCAUCAGAUGGAAGAUGCUAAUUUUGAGAGUGAGGCAUCAAUUUUGUCUGCUGAGCAGAUACAAGAGAUUGUUCGAAGGAGGGUGUCUCCUUUAUUUAGGCCAAGUUGAUGUGUUAGUCAAUUGAGUUUGACAGAAUGAUGAACUAAGAGCCAAAAGUUGCAAGUCUUCCUACUACCAUGAUAUAUGAAUCUUCAACUACACAGUGCACUGCCAUUGCUGGAAAGUUCUGUUUAACAUAAUAUACGUGAGUCUAGCUGUUGUUGUUCCAAGAAAAAUCGUACAGAGAUGCCAAAUGACCAAAUUUAUCCCUCUAUUUUAUAAAAAUUGAGAAGUUGACAUUUUUAUUUUUGUUUUUGUAAAAUUGAAUGCUCUGAUUAUACAAUUUAUCCCUCUACUUAGGUCCACAA
This is a messenger RNA of Gossypium raimondii (Peruvian cotton), 943 nucleotides long. RefSeq lists its product as uncharacterized. The coding region runs from base 93 to 644 and encodes 183 amino acids. The transcript has 8 exons. NCBI's taxonomy places the organism in Eukaryota, Viridiplantae, Streptophyta, Magnoliopsida, Malvales, Malvaceae. The record is from RefSeq and is a predicted model, not a curated record.